Messenger RNA from Capsella rubella, 1149 nucleotides. Its product is annotated as cysteine-rich repeat secretory protein 39. The coding region runs from base 1 to 963 and encodes 320 amino acids. NCBI's taxonomy places the organism in Eukaryota, Viridiplantae, Streptophyta, Magnoliopsida, Brassicales, Brassicaceae. The transcript is spliced from 4 exons. The record is from RefSeq and is a predicted model, not a curated record. Gene Ontology annotation, biological process: transport of virus in multicellular host; plasmodesmata-mediated intercellular transport. Gene Ontology annotation, cellular component: plasmodesma.
AUGGUUGUCCACUUGAUCUCCCCCCUUGCACCAAUCCUAGCCCUAAUCAUUCUGUCUCUUCCCUCUAUCAUCAACACUUCCCAACUGGAUUAUGACACUCUAGUUUUCAAACAAUGCGAUUCAUUGGACGCAAACAUCCUUCAAAGACCAACAACAAAAUAUCCACAUUACUCAAAUCAGAAUCUAUUUCUUCGUGCACAAGCCCUUUCUUCUUUCCUACGCAAACUCGAAUCCGAAUCAUAUCGAUCUAAGUUCUAUAAGACUCUAGUUGGUAACGAACAACACGCCGUCUCUGGAUGGUUCCAGUGCCGAGAAGAUUAUCCGAGUGAAAUAUGCCAUAGAUGUGUUAGUGAUCUUCGUGACAUUUCGUAUAGAGUGUGUGGAAACGCCACGUCAGCUCGUGUUCACCUCCGAGGAUGUCACUUGAUAUACAAAUUCGAACGUGUCGAGACCCAUAGUGCUCAAGAAGCUAGUAAUCAUCACAACCAUAAGUUAUUCGAAACCCCCGAGCACGGUCUGAUCCACAAGGUAUGCGAUGGAGCCACGGCGGAGACGUUCGCCGGAUUCGAAGAGAUGAAGACAGAGGCACUCACAGUAGCUGAGACAGGAGUUGUUGACGGGCACGGCUUCUACGAGGAUAGCUACAAGCUCCUCCACGUUGUGGCUCAAUGCGACGGCCACGUUGAAGCUUGCGAUUGCGGUGAGUGCGUCAGUGCCGCGGCUGCUGCAGCGGCAGAGGAGUGUCCGUGGUCCAUCGCGGGUCAAAUAUACUUAGAAGGGUGCUACGUCGGGUAUACAUAUCACCCGCAUGAAUCUCCCGAUGAUUCAUACCACGAAGAAGAUUCAAAAGUAAACACGGAGAAGUCGUUGGCGAUAGUAGUAGGAGGAGUAGCGGCAUUGGUCCUUGUUGCUAUAUUCUUUAUGUUCCUAAAGAGCUUGCGUAAAAAAGGAGAUGAUUGUUGAAGCGAAGAAGGUCUCUACACCUAAAUCAAAGGGAUGUUGGGAAAAUAAUUUUGUUCCUUGUAAUCAUUGUUCGUUCUACCAACCAAGGAAAUUUACUAAUUAAUACGACGACGUUUGGCCGUAUCUAUCUAUUGUUGUUUUGUAACCGCGAAAACUAUAGAAUAUGAGAUAUCACGUUGUGGCCCA